CAUGGGGCUGCUGUGGUGGCCGCGGGUGGCGCUGGCGCUCGUCGCCUUGGAGGUCGCGAGCGGGCGCAGCUUCCCCGGCAUCAACAACAGGACCUUCAUCAAUCAGUAUCUCGACAUCCACAACAACUACCGCAGCGGGGUCAAGCCCCCCGCUUCCAACAUGCUGUACAUGACAUUUGAUCUAGCUUUGGCUAGAAUAGCUAGAGCAUGGGCACAAAAAUGCAUUAUUAUGCAUAACCCAAAUGAUAUGGUCCACCCUGAUCCUAAAUUUAGGCCUUUUGGAGAAAGUAUAUGGGCUAUAACUGGCUUUCAAUACCCAUUUGAUCCUGCUGGCCCCAUUGCAGAUUUUUAUGAUGAAGUAGUAUACUACACCUACAAAACCCACACAUGUACACGUGUUUGUGGUCAUUAUACUCAGGUUGUUUGGGCUAAUACUUAUAAGAUUGGCUGUGCUAUUGUUCACUGUCCUGCAUCAACUAAUAGCAAAGGAGCCAGGACCAAGAAUUUUUCAUAUUUCGUGUGCACUUAUGGUCCACCGGGCAACUACAAGGGAGUUCGUCCUUAUGCAGAGGGAGCUCCAUGUAGCAAGUGCCCAAUAGGAGACACUUGUCAAAAGAAACUCUGCAGAAAUCCUGAACGUGAAAAAGAAAACAGCCAACGCUAUUCACGAUGGUACCCACCCUUUGAAUCCCGGAUUAUAUGUGAUGAAUCCUGCAUUGCAGUUGCAAUUUUAAGACCAUUAUUAAUGUUUCUAGCUUUUGCAGCUGUUUAUUACUUAAAACUCCGUUAUCCUGGUUUAGGUUUUAAAACAUAAUUUUUGAUAGGCAUAUAUAAUUUGAAUAUCAGAGGUAACGAACAAUAAU
Molecule: messenger RNA, 863 nt
Organism: Lacerta agilis (Sand lizard)
Lineage: Eukaryota; Metazoa; Chordata; Lepidosauria; Squamata; Lacertidae
Product: GLIPR1-like protein 1
Exons: 6
Coding region: 2-814 (270 amino acids)
Cellular component (GO): extracellular region
Source: RefSeq, a predicted model, not a curated record